Molecule: messenger RNA, 453 nt
Organism: Trachymyrmex cornetzi
Lineage: Eukaryota; Metazoa; Arthropoda; Insecta; Hymenoptera; Formicidae
Exons: 3
Coding region: 43-453 (136 amino acids)
Source: RefSeq, a predicted model, not a curated record
UAUAAGCACUUUUUUGCAAAACGUGGAAAAAAGAGAAAAAUUAUGACAUUAUUAAACACAAACGAAAGACAACAUCAUAAUCGCCCCGAAUUAUAUUCCGAAUUUUGGAUUGAUUUAUACACUGAAUAUGACUUUUUUCUUAUUUUUCGAAUGAAACAAUCAACAUUUCAAAAUUUACUACAAAUUAUAAUGCAACAACAAGAAAUGCAAAGAGCAUUUACUGGAGGAUUUGAAUCUGUGCUACCACAGAAGAUUCAACAAAUAGCUAUAUAUUAUUUAGCAAAUCAAAUAUCUAUGGCACAGAUUGGAGACAAAUUUAAUGUAGCAUCAUCGACUGUUUUCAAUUUAAUACAAUGGUCCACAAUGAAUCAACGAAUCAAUAUACAAAAUAAAUUCAAGGAUAUUGCAGGUUUUCCAGGUAUAACUAAAUAUAUCGCAUUAAGGUUUAAUUAA